Molecule: messenger RNA, 579 nt
Organism: Hyposmocoma kahamanoa
Lineage: Eukaryota; Metazoa; Arthropoda; Insecta; Lepidoptera; Cosmopterigidae
Product: U6 snRNA-associated Sm-like protein LSm4
Exons: 2
Coding region: 104-520 (138 amino acids)
Biological process (GO): mRNA splicing, via spliceosome; nuclear-transcribed mRNA catabolic process; spliceosomal snRNP assembly
Cellular component (GO): U6 snRNP; P-body; spliceosomal tri-snRNP complex
Molecular function (GO): U6 snRNA binding
Source: RefSeq, a predicted model, not a curated record
CUUCAUUCUGCGAAUUCUGAAUCUAUACAAACAAUCAACAGAAAAAGUGUAAAUACACCAAAAUUAAAUUUUCCAACAUUUAAAAACAGUAUUAACUUCAAAGAUGCUGCCAUUAUCCUUAUUACGAACGGCGCAAAACCAUCCAAUGUUGGUGGAAUUGAAAAAUGGCGAGACAUACAACGGACAUUUGGUUUCUUGUGAUAAUUGGAUGAAUAUAAACCUUCGUGAGGUGAUCUGCACGUCAAGAGACGGUGAUAAGUUCUGGCGGAUGCCGGAAUGUUACAUUAGAGGCAGUACGAUUAAGUAUUUGAGGAUCCCAGACGAAGUUAUUGACAUGGUUAAGGAAGAGAGUCAGGUGAAAGCUAGAGGUCGCAGCGAGUUAAAUAAAGGUCGUGGUGGCCAGAAUAUGCGUUCCAGCCGUGGUGGCAGCAGAGGCGCAUUCGGCAACCGCGGCCGUCCCGCCCCCCUCGCGAGGGGCGGAGGUAACCAAGGAAGACCACAAAAUAAAAACAAAAAGUAGAUAAUUCCUAGGCAACUGUGAUUUGGUUCUCUUUUUUUUAAAUAAAGUAAGAUAUUUUG